This is a messenger RNA of Macaca mulatta (Rhesus monkey), 2808 nucleotides long. The record is from RefSeq and is a predicted model, not a curated record. Lineage: Eukaryota; Metazoa; Chordata; Mammalia; Primates; Cercopithecidae.
CUGCCUCCCGCCCCGUCCUCUGCUGCGCGUCUCUCACCGUCCUCUGCGGGUCUGGACGUGGCGGGUUGCUUUCCAAAAUGGCGCGGGCGCUGAGGGCGGCCGCCGGGAAUGCCAUAGAAUGGGGAGAAACCAGAAAGGAGAGCAAGUCCUGUAAAAACAACAACUGCUACUUCGGCCGAACUCCAAGCAUGACCAGCUUUCUGUUGGGAACAGUCAAAGGGCUUUUUUCCAGACUCCAAGCUCCCAUUCCAACAUUAAGAGCUUCUUCCACAUCACAGCCCUUGGAUCAAGUGGCAGGUUCUUUGUGGAACCUGGGUCGACUCAAUCACGUAGCCAUAGCAGUGCCAGAUUUGGAAAAGGCUGCAGCAUUUUAUAAGAAUAUUCUCGGGGCCCAGGUAAGUGAAGCGGUCCCUCUUCCUGAACAUGGAGUAUCUGUUGUUUUUGUCAACCUGGGAAAUACCAAGAUGGAACUGCUUCAUCCAUUGGGACGUGACAGUCCAAUUGCAGGUUUUCUGCAGAAAAACAAGGCUGGAGGAAUGCAUCACAUCUGCAUCGAGGUGGAUAAUAUUAAUGCAGCUGUGAUGGAUUUGAAAACAAAGAAGAUCCGCAGUCUAAGUGAAGAGGUCAAAAUAGGAGCACAUGGAAAACCAGUGAUUUUUCUCCAUCCUAAAGACUGUGGUGGAGUUCUUGUGGAACUGGAGCAAGCUUGAUUUAUAUUUGCAGGCAACUAAAUUAAUUGACCUGAAAAAGCCUAUCAAAUACUAUCAAAAUGCAUGACAUUGAGUCCUUCACUGCUUCCAACAUGUAAAAGUUCACAGUUAAAAACUGAAUUACAGAAAGAUUAUAUACAUAUAUAAAUCCAUAAAUAUGUAUAUUUAAUUAACAAACAUUUGUUAAUUUGAAUUUGAAGAAAACCUUGAUUACUAAUUACUUAGGGAACAUUAUUAAAGUCAUAUAGAAAUAGAUUAUUCCUUUUCUACAAUGGGGUAAUUGAAUGUAAUGUGUUAGCUAUGUACAAGGAUAUGUGUGUGAUGUUGGAUGGAUACACAAAGGAGUUAUGAAAGUAUAUGACAAUUUUGUGGCUCAUAUUUGGGGCAAAACUUUCUAAGAAUGUUUCGAAAUACUUUUUUAGAGCAAACUGUUUAAGAUUAGGGAAUUUUGAUCUCAGAAUUUUUGCUCUUCAAAAACAACUCAUGGUCACAGGUUCCUCAGGGUCCAGGUGUCUUGGGUGCUAGGGCUAGAUGUAUAGGAAGUUUUGUGGAAAACCUGGUGCGUCAUCCAGUGGGUGCGUAGGUGGCUGAAUUAUUUUUUAAAUCAGUAGUAAUUUGUAGAGUUAGGUAUCACUUAGAUGCUAGAACACCACCACAGGUCCUAGGGGAAAUAUACAAAAUGAAUAGAAAUCCACUGCCAAGAUGCUUACGGUUCAGUUGGGGAUAGUACUACUUGAAAUAAAUGUAAACACUUACAAAACAACAUCUGAAUGAAUUAAAAAGGAAGGGAAAGAGAAUAGAUCGCAGAGGAUGGUCAGACUCAAGUAUGUUAGAAACAAGUUUCAGAUAAAUUUCAAGGAUCACAGAUGGAUGCAUUGAAUGCAUAGUGGAUGGAAAAAUGGCUAACAAGUUCAUGGAUGAAUGGAUGUUGCAUAAAUGAGAAGAUAUAUAGACACUGAACUUGUUAUGGAAGACAAGUAUAAUAUCCAAUUAUACUUGUCAUUGAAAAGUUAAAGUAAAAAUUACAACAUUGAUGUGGUUCUUAGUGUAUGUAGAGGAAAUAUUUUAGACAAUUACAUCACAGGGUGGGGGCAGUAAAAGGGACUUAAAUGGUGGUUAAAUAUCCACAUUCCACUUCAAGUGGUAGAUGUUGAUACUAGUAGACUGCAAUAAACUGCAUGUGUGUAUUGCAGUCUGUAACCACUGAAAAACUAUAUGAAGAGAUACACUUAAAAAUGUAGAUAAAUUAAAGUGGACUACUAAAGAAUGCCCAAAUAACCCGCUUGAAGACAGGUAAGGGGAAACAGGAAAAAAAGCAAAACAAUAAAAUGACAGACCGAUAACCUCACUUAUCAGUAAUUAGGUUCAAUGUAAAUGCUCUAAACACACCAAGAUUGUGAGAGUGAAUUUAAAAACCUGACCCAACCAAAUGCUAAAUACAAGAAACUCAAAAUACCGGUAAAUUAGCAAUGAUUUAUCAGUAAAAAUCAAUAAACUAAGAGUAAAAGGAUAGAAAUAGAUACACCUUGCAAACGCUAAUUCAGAGAAAGCUGGAGUGGAUGAAUUACUAUCAGACAAGGUAAACUUUAGGACAAAAGAAAAUUGCCAGGGACAAAGAAGUACAUUACAUAAUGAUGAAGAGGUCCGAUCACAAAAAGACCGCAGGUGUGCAUUAACCAAAUAACACAGCUGCAAAGUAUACGAUCUAAGAAUUGAUAGAACUAAAAGGAAAAUAUAGACCAAUUUACAGUUUACAGUUGGGGACUUCAACACCCCUUGUUUAGUAAUGGAUAAACCCACUAGACAAAAAGCAAGUACGUGGGAGAACUGAACAGUCCCAUCAGCCAAUAUGUAAUACACAUUUUUUGAGCAUUUAUGGGACAUUCACCAAGAUAGACCAUAUCUUGGGUUAUGAAACUAACACAUUUAAAAUAAUUGAAACAUAAAAUAUGUGACCAUAAAUGAAUCAAACUAGAAAUCAGUAACAACAGAAAAAUCUCACCAAACCUGUAAGUUGUCAAAGAAGUAGCCUCAAGAGAAGUAAAAUACAUCCUGAGCUGAAUGAACUUUGGAAAUAAAACAAUCAUUUUUUAUAAAA